ACGCGCACGCCGCGGAGUCACCGCUUGGGUGGAAGAUGGCGCCGGAGAAAGCCGGGGGGAAGGCCCGGACUUCCCCCAAAUCCAUCAAAUUCCUCUUCGGGGGCCUAGCGGGGAUGGGUGCCACCUUCUUUGUCCAGCCCUUGGACCUGGUGAAGAACCGGAUGCAGUUGAGUGGCCAAGGGGCACGCACAAAGGAGUACAAGACCAGCUUCCACGCCCUGACCAACAUUCUGAAGGCCGAGGGGGUCACUGGAAUCUACACAGGACUCUCGGCUGGCCUGCUGCGCCAGGCCACCUACACGACCACCCGGCUGGGCAUCUACACCGUGCUCUUCGAGAAGCUCACCAAAGCCGAUGGGACGCCGCCCAACUUCCUGCUGAAGGCACUGAUCGGCAUGACGGCAGGAGCCAUCGGAGCCUUCGUGGGGACGCCAGCCGAGGUCUCGCUCAUCAGGAUGACCGCCGACGGCAGGUUACCCGUCGACCAACAGAGAGGUUACACCAACGUAUUUAACGCACUGAUUCGAAUUACCCGUGAGGAGGGGGUCGUCACACUCUGGAGGGGCUGUAUCCCGACGAUGACGCGAGCGGUGGUGGUGAACGCAGCACAGCUGGCCUCGUACUCCCAGUCCAAGCAGUUCCUGCUGGGUUUAGGUUAUUUCCGUGAUAACAUCCUGUGCCAUUUCUGUGCCAGUAUGAUCAGUGGGCUUGUAACAACCGCAGCCUCCAUGCCAGUGGACAUCGCAAAAACAAGAAUUCAGAAUAUGAAAAUGAUCGAUGGGAAACCGGAAUACAAGAAUGGACUGGACGUCCUCAUCAGAGUCAUCCGACAAGAGGGAUUCUUCAGCCUGUGGAAAGGCUUCACUCCAUACUAUGCACGGCUGGGACCUCACACAGUCCUCACCUUCAUAUUUCUGGAGCAGAUGAACAAGUUUUACAAGAAAUAUUUCCUGGAUCAGUAAAACGGUGACUGCGUGAAGCUCCCUUGCUGAAAGGGUCCUGAACAUAUUCGAGAGAGUGAGGAAGGAGAGAGAGGGAGACUGAUGGGUUAUAUUAUUUGCCAGGGCUGGCAGUUUCCUUGACUAUAAUCUUAGGUGUUGUGUUCUUAUUUUAUUUUAGCAGACCGUGCGUUGUCUGUAAGUUUCCUCCUGGGUUUCCCACAGCGCUGGACUAGGUCAUGGUUAAUUGUCCACUGUUUGCCUGGGAUGAAAAGUGCCCAGUCCGAGAACUUGUUGAAGAUUGAGCGCUCUGACAACGACGCGCUAGCCUUCAACCUGUUUCUCCCGACCUUUGACCCAUGCCCCAUUCCCCAAGCAUGAGGGAGCAUUCGGCCCUUCGAGCCUUUCAAUUCUAUCCCCUGCUGAUCGAGGGCCCCCUUGCCCUUACACUUUUGCUGUCCACCUCCAUUUUGACUAUUCCCCCCUAGAUGACCACUUCGCCCUCUGGUUGACAUGGAGUCUUUUUCUUUUGGAUUGGGGGUGGGGUGGGGGGGUGCGGUCUGGGGGAGAGAGAGUUCCCUGUUGUAAGAAGAUAUACUUCCUGCUAUCACCCCCUCAACCCCCCCCCACCCACAGAGCGAACCUGGCUCUGAGUUUAAGGUGCCCACACCCGUGCUCCCAGAUUCUUUGUUCUGGUGUCCACCAACAAGUGGAACCUUACACUUGGGGGCAAAACACUGAAAGGUUAGGGGUGGGGCUGGCGCGGAUCCAACAGCAGGAAUUCAGAGAGGCUGUUUGGGCCGGGUGAGGGAUGGGAGCGAAGGGAGGGUCCCACAAACACGCGUGGCGGGCUGUCUUAUUUUAUUUUGGCGGACCGUGAGUUGUCUGUAACUUGCCUCCCAAGUUUCCCACAGCGCUGGACUUAGGUCAUGGUUAAUCUCAAAAUGUCCCCCAGGCAGCCACAGGUCUCCCUCCAAGUUGGAGCCUCUGCCGUUGGGUGACAGCGCCAUUGUGUCUCUCUGUGGCUUUGCUUUGAUCUGGGUGGGGGUCGGGGGGGGUUUCAGGGUGAGGUUUGGGUGCUGUCCAAUCCAGGCCGGAGUCUGGGUUAGGUCGGUGAGAGGCUUCUGAUUACCUGGGAUUUUCCAGCUUACGACUGGCCCAAAGCCACCAUGGUGCCAGGAUGGGGCAUUCCAGGUAACACCCAGCCUGGACUGUCACAGGCAGGGGAGGGGGCGUUGACAUUCUGUCUGGCACUGGGGUAAAGGGCACCCACACACCCAUCCGUCAGUCUCUAUGGUUAGCCCUACUGCCUCACAUCGCCAGGGACCCGGGUUUGAUUCCAACUUCGGAUGUCUGUCUGUGUGGAGUUUGUGCAUACUCCCCUUAUCUGCGUGGGUCUCCUCCCAUUGUCCAAAGAUGUACAGGUUAGAGUGGAUUGGCCAUGCUAAAUUACCCAUAGCGCCCAGGGAUGUGCAGGUUAGAGUGGAUUGGCCAUGCUAAAUUACCCAUAGCGCCCAGGGAUGUGCAGGUUAGGGUGAAUUGGCCGUGCUAAUUUGCCCCAUAGUGCCCAGGGAUGUGCAGGUUAGGGUGGAUUGGCCGUGCUAAUUUGCCCCAUAGUGCCCAGGGAUGUGUAGGUUAGGGUGGAUUGGCCGUGCUAAAUUACCCAAAGGGCCCAGGGAUGUGUGGGUUAGGGUGGAUCAGCCAUGGGAAGUAGGGUAGGGUUGGAUGCUCUUUGGGGGUUUGGUGUGGGCUCGAUGGGCCGAAUGGCCUUAUUCCACACUCGGGAUUCCACGGUUCUCUGCAAAUGCUUGAGCAUUCUCAGUCUCUCGCGUGUAAUCACAUAAGUGGGCACACAUACACAAACAUGCGCACACACACUAAAGUCUUACAGCCUGACCAGAUUACGCAGGAAUCCUCUGCCUUCUCCUGAUCCCUGCCAGUUGGGCAGUUGGAGCGUCAGGAUGCCCCCUGUGGGGGCAGUUCAGCCUCGGUUGACCCUGCAGACUGUGCUCGGUGCUGCCUGAAUCACAGGCGCUGGGGCCUGAGGAUUAAGACGAUACGUUGAAAUGUCACUUAUGGGUGAGUAGGAGCCCAGAUAAUCCCUGUUAUAAACCGCAUUUUAUUCUGUCAGUGUUGCAGUUGAGAAAUGAACUUGACAGUUCAUACCCUGACUCCUCUGGUGAAGGACGUGCAAAGCCAGACGUGACUGUUUGCGAUAUAAUUAAAUAAGCUCAGGGCAUUAAAACAGCCGCAAGGAAUGUCACACAGAAACAUUAACCGCACACCUAUUAAUAUAUCGCCAGCAGGGACGUCUGGCCUCUUGAAUCUUCCCCUGCCUAUCUGCAGCGUUUACCUUUGAAGCAAUUUGCUUUCUGUUUUCAACGCCCUCUCUCAGAACCCACUGCUCGUGUCAGCCUGGGUUCAGGAGCCCAUAAUCCUAGUGUCACUACUGCGGGAUGGCUGCACUUUCACAGUCACUGUCUUUAGGGAAGGUCUUUGCGUGUCUCGGUCAAAAGAUCUCAUUGUACUGUUGGAAGAACUCUUCCCUGGCCAGUUUUCCAUAGUCUCCUCCCUUUGUCUUCAAAAUAGUUUUGAAAAAAAACACAAAAGUUUUUGGAUCCUAGUUGCAGGUGCGUCUUGUGAAAGAAACUCCCAUUAUCUCUGGCCAGAAGACUUUUAUAUUUGUAAUUUAAAGCUGUCAUCUCGUGAUGACAUCUGAAUUAAUCCCUUAACACAGAUCCCAACUACAGGGCUAGCACAGAGUUUCUGCUGCCACCACUCUCCCCUCCCCAAAAAUGGUUUGGAAAAUUUAUACUUUAAAACAAUCCCUGUUCCCAAAUUCCUGCAUUGUUCUGUAGCCUGUCCCUGCCCACAGUCCUCCUCCUGGGGUUUAGAAACUCAACUGUGAUCAGGGCAGGUCUGUGUGGCUCCGGUUUAGAGUCAUCCAGCACGGAAACAGGCCCUUCGGCCCAACCAGUCCAUGCCGACCAUAUUCCCAAACUAGACGAGUUCCCACCUGCCUGCUCCUGACCCAUAUCCCUCCAAAUCUUUCCUAUUUAUGUCCUUAUCCAAAUGUCUUUUAAAUGUUGUAACUGUAUCUGCAUCUACCACUUCCUCAGGAAGGUCAUUCCACCCUGUGUUUAAAAAAGAAAUUGCCCCUCACCUAAUUUUUUAACUCUUUCUCCUCUCACCUUUCCAAAAAAAAAGCCCUCUAAUCUUGAAAUUGUCCAGCCUAGGGAAGAGACACCUGCCAAUCACCUGAUCAAUACCCCUCAUGAUUUUAUACCCCCCAUGUAUCUCAGCCUCCUACACUCCGGUGAAAAAAGUCUCAGCCUCUCCUUGCAACCCAAACGCUUUCUCCUCUCACCUUACGCCCCGUAAUCUUGAAACCUCCAUGGAGCAGGGUGUGUUCCCUGUCUCCCCCUCCCCCCACCCUUCUCUUGCCUGCUCCCACCACCUCGUCCGUCCAGUGGAACGGCCAUGAAAAUACAAAUCGCCCGCUGCAAAAGCUCAAGGUUUUGCUGAAGGCACAGCCCUUAAGUUGAAGCCGAACUAACCGCGCCCAACCCCGUGCUCCCCAUCCACUGGCCCUUUGAGGUUCUGCAGCACCCUUCUGGAGGUGGUCAGGGGAGUUUCUCCUAUUCUGACUGAGGUGUGUCUCAGUCUACAUAUCGAUUGCUCAGCAGCUAUUUCUCAAUCCCCCUCAGAGCUCAGAUCAGCUGCUGCAUUUUGAGAGGUGUCUGCAUAUCGAUUGCAACGUUUCUUAUGUUUCAGCAGGUGAUUGCACUUCAAAAGAAAGGUUAUUAACUAGAUAAAGCUUUGUGAUAUCCAGUGGGCGAUGCUAGAGAAAUUGUAUUUUUGUUCCUAACGUGCAGAUAAACGCCUAAUGUCCCCCUUACAUCCAUUGAAUUCAUAUUUAAAAAAAAGUAUAUAUAAUGAAAAUAUUUUAAGUCUAAACAUACAUUAAAAAGAAAAUUGAUAUGAUUUGCUUCAAAGCACAAAACCUUUUGGGAGUUUUUAAAAACUCUAGAAUAAGCUUUGUGAGCAAGACAUUCUCACUGUCACCACCCAGAAGGUGUUCUUCUUUGGGAUUGAUCACGAUCACCGAUCAGAAUUAAUUACCGAGUUCCUGAGACGUUUCGGUACUCUGGGUAAAUGUUGGAAUAAACGAAUCUGGAUUUAAAUGUCGCUGAAAAGGAAUGACGUGUUACCUUUGUGUUAUUCUCAUCAGGACAAAUGCAAGAAUGCCAAAUUUCCAACAGUCUCAUGAUUUGGACUGUGGUUUAAAAUAAAAGUGGGGGAGGGGAGAGGUCUUAAAUGGACCUUUUAUUUCAGUGUCCCGAGAGGAGCCUACCGCAUUCUCUGCUGCCACCAGCUAACUUGCUAUUUAAAUUUUGGCAUUCUUGCCAUUUGUCCUGAUUAGUUCAAGCUGCAGAAUGUGUCUGCCUUUUCAGCAGGAUUCCAGUUCUGUGCUGUAAAGGCCUCUUGAAUCUGGACUUGUUUCUCACACAGCAGCUCAUCAAAGGGACUCCUUUUCCUCAGCAAGGAGGGGGGAUAUAGAGUUUGAACAGGGGUUUGUAAUGUGCUCUGCUCUGAGCGAUCUCUGUGAUCAUGUAUCCCCACCCAACAUGACAAUCCUCCAAAGAUAUUGUUGGCCCAUUUUUGUGUCCUAGCUCCAACAGAGGGACACUAUGGGUGUCUUUAAGCUAAUGUUGAUGUUUUGAUCAUGUGAUGUGUAAUUUUUUGAGGAUUUUUUUUUAAAAAGCCCUCUCCUGACAAUAAAUCUAUUAUUGGUUGAA
This is a messenger RNA of Hemiscyllium ocellatum (epaulette shark), 5737 nucleotides long. It is a transcript of the gene slc25a11, whose product is annotated as solute carrier family 25 member 11. Gene Ontology annotation, molecular function: sulfate transmembrane transporter activity; succinate transmembrane transporter activity; antiporter activity. Gene Ontology annotation, biological process: oxaloacetate transport; mitochondrial transport; malate transmembrane transport. NCBI's taxonomy places the organism in Eukaryota, Metazoa, Chordata, Chondrichthyes, Orectolobiformes, Hemiscylliidae. The transcript is spliced from 8 exons. Gene Ontology annotation, cellular component: mitochondrial membrane. The record is from RefSeq and is a predicted model, not a curated record. Bases 36 to 962 code for a protein of 308 amino acids.